AGGGUGGUGGUGACCGGGAAACACCUGAUGCAGUGCAGGUUUUUGCAGGUAGAUCCAAAACAGAGCAUCUUCUAUGGCUCUCCCUGUCAGCAUUUUGUUCUUCUUGAUAUUCUCCUGCUGCCUGGGGAGAAAAGAACCCCGAGAUUAUAGGACAGUCCUCAAAGUGGAAAAUGGAGGACCAUUCGGAGACUGGGGUGAAAUCGAAUUGUGCCCUGAAGGUUAUGCUCGUGGAUUCGCAAUCAAGGUACAGGCACACCAGGGUAUAUGGUAUGAUGAUACAGCUCUGAAUGGCAUUCGCCUCUACUGCACUAAGGGCCAAGUCAUUGAGUCUAAAACUGGGCCGUGGGGAAAUUGGUCGGAGGCUAAGUAUUGUCCCAAAGGGAACUUUAUUUCCUUCGGUUUGAGAGUGGAAAAACCCCAAGGGCCUUUUCUUGAUGAUACAGCAGCCAGCAAUGUCCGGUUCACCUGUGAAGGUGGGCACGUUUUGACGGGCAAGUCACAUAACUGGGGGACUUUUGGCCUAUGGAGUGAUCGCUGCAUAUCAGGCUUCAUAUGUGGGCUUCAGACAAAGGUAGAGGAUAAACAAGGUGUUGGUGAUGACACAGCACUUAAUGAUGCAAGGUUUUUCUGCUGUGACUGA
Molecule: messenger RNA, 640 nt
Organism: Hemicordylus capensis (graceful crag lizard)
Lineage: Eukaryota; Metazoa; Chordata; Lepidosauria; Squamata; Cordylidae
Product: vitelline membrane outer layer protein 1-like
Exons: 4
Coding region: 74-640 (188 amino acids)
Source: RefSeq, a predicted model, not a curated record